Dictyostelium discoideum AX4 is the source of this 354-nucleotide messenger RNA. RefSeq lists its product as hypothetical. The coding region runs from base 1 to 354 and encodes 117 amino acids. The record is from RefSeq and is a predicted model, not a curated record. The transcript is spliced from 3 exons. NCBI's taxonomy places the organism in Eukaryota, Evosea, Eumycetozoa, Dictyosteliales, Dictyosteliaceae.
AUGUCAUUUGAUGAUGAUGAUGAUGAUGAUGAUGAUAAAAUUACUAAAUUCGAUGAUGUUGGUGGUUUACAAGCUUUCUCAAAAUCAACUGGUAAUUGGAUAAAUGUCAAACCAAUUUGUGGUUCAUUCGUUUUCAAUAUUGGAGAUAUGUUGGAAAUCAUUACAAAAGGUUAUUAUACUUCAAUGUUUCAUCAAAAACAACAACAACAACAUCAACAACAAAAAUUGGAAAUUAUGAAAAAGAUCCAAAUAAUUCCUAUAAAUAAUUUAGAAACAACACCAACAACCACAACAAAAAUUGGAAAUUAUGAAAAAGAUCCAAAUAUAUUAAAUUUCAAAGGAACUUAUAAAUAA